This is a messenger RNA of Colossoma macropomum (tambaqui), 2537 nucleotides long. RefSeq names its product atonal bHLH transcription factor 1b (gene atoh1b). NCBI's taxonomy places the organism in Eukaryota, Metazoa, Chordata, Actinopteri, Characiformes, Serrasalmidae. Gene Ontology annotation, molecular function: protein dimerization activity. The coding region runs from base 194 to 940 and encodes 248 amino acids. The record is from RefSeq and is a predicted model, not a curated record. The transcript has 2 exons.
CCAAGAGGCAGGCGAGAAAGGAUCUCAAGAGGGUUUUUUGGUCUAAGGCUGAAUCCGGCUCGGCUCCAACUUGCGGAGUUUUGGAUAACCGCUCUUCAAGCUAUUUCACCUUUUUCCGCAACGUGAGGUCAAGGCCUAUAUCGAGGCCCGUAGCUUAAUUUCCAGAGCUGCCACUUAUUUUUCUUCUUAAGGAAUGGCUGCAAACGGGAAACUUUUGAGCUGGUCAGACGUAAACGUGCCAAAACAACCGGAGGCUUUCCCUCUUUCCGAACACCCGAGAGUGGGCCGCAGUGACCCGAGAGGGUGGAUGACCCCUGCCGGCCACCCAUACACACCCAGCGGACUGCGCACAGUGUACGCACAUGCCUCACUGGACGUCACCCUGGACAAAUGCACUGGAAACGCCACUUCCGCAGUCCCUGCAGAAGCUGACACAGGGAGAGAUAAAGGGCCAGGGGCCAAGCAACACCUGACUGGCCCCCAGAGGCACAGGCGAGUGGCGGCCAACGCCAGAGAGAGGCGGCGCAUGCACGGGCUGAACCGCGCUUUCGACAAACUGAGGAGCGUCAUUCCUUCGCUGGAGAACGAAAAAAAGCUGUCCAAGUACGACACGCUGCAGAUGGCACAGAUUUACAUUGCCGAGCUGUCCGAGCUGCUGGAGGGCGUGGUCAGGUCCGAAUGCAGGGGACAGAAAAGCCCCCAUCGGUCCUUCCAGGCCGAGCGGAUUGUAAGGACUUGCGCAACAGAGACGCCCUCUCCAGCUCCAGUGUGCCUCGCACGGGACGCCAGUGUCCCAGAAGGACGCCUGCUUAUCCUGUCCGCUCCUACUGCCCACUACAGUCCGGAAAAGACGAAUGAGGUCAUCGCGUUGUCCAGUGCCAGCGACGGAGAGUCGUCCCACUUCAGUGACACCGAAGAAGGCCAGUCCAGAGGCUGCUGACCUUCCGAAGAGGGGGGAAAAGUGGAAAAGCUGUGCAUACUGGUACUGUGAUACAGGGGCACUCCAACACAAUAUCGUCUUAUCUGUCUGUGUUUUAGUAGACAUUAAAAGGGACCAAAUAGAAGCACGUAGCUGUUUAGUAGCCUCCUGGAUUACCCAUGAUUACCUGGCACGACACACAGAAUGUUAUACCAUAACAAAGUUGCAUUUCGAUGUCUUUUCCAAGCCCUGUAGCUGCACUUUAUUGGCUGAACAGAGCCUGCAUUGUGAUUUGCAUAUACCUUUGAUUUAAGUCCACCACAAAUGAAUCAACUGCUAUUUAUGGAUGUGAUUUGUGUUUUUUUUAUUAUCAUUAUUAUUAUUAUUAUUAACUCGAAAUUGUUUAAUAAAAACUAAUUUAAUAGACAAAAAGCACUUGCUGGUUUCCAUUUCAUUUAUUUACACCAUACCUUGAUUUAAACUGCAGAUUCACAAAGGAUAAAGUUACUUAUAAUAGAAGUCAACUGGCAGGUGCUGAAGUGCAUACAAAUACAUUAGAUGUCCAAAAGUCCGGUAAGCACCUGCUCAUCCAGCAUUUCUUCUGAAAUCAAGGGUAUUAAUAGGCAGUUUAUCCCAACUCUUCGUCCUCAGAAGCCUUUGCACUAGACAUUGGAACAUUGCUGUGAGGAUUUGAUGGCAGCCUUAGAGCAUUAGGAAGGUCAGGUACUGAUGCUGGAUGAUUAGUUGUGGAUCACUCCAACUCACAUUUAAAAAGUAAUGGUUUGAGCUCUUUAACUCCAGAGAACCCAGUUCCACUGAUUCACAGCUCAAUGCUGGGGGCUUUAUACCCCUCUAGCCAACCUUAGGCUCAUGUGCAGCUGCUCCAGAGCAUCCUGCUCUAUUUGCAGAGUUUUUUAUGGAGAUUAUACAAACUGUAUGUGCGCAUUUGAACACCUGUGUCACCUUAAAGUAGCUAAGUUCACUAGUUAUCAAGGAUGUCUUGACACUUCUUGACACAGUUUACAUCGUAGCUGAACGGAUGUAAGAGAUACAGCAGACAGAGGUUGAGAAACACUGGAAUACUCCUUUUAGCCUGGUAGAGAGAGCACUGAGAGUGACUCUCGCACGACCGUCUUAUUUCCACAUUGAUGUGUGAAGCGUAAAAGCGAGAACAGUUCAGUUGUUGAUCUCGCAGUAAUCCACAUCAUCCAUCUCAACGUCCAGUUUAGCCAAGCGUUCAGAGCUCCCUCCGUAUGACCUGGGCGCGAUCCGGGUCAGGUCUUUGAAGAGGACAUUGGACAGCACUUGUUUGAAGUCGACGGAGAUUUCGGGGGGGCUGAUGGUGAGAGAAUUUUGGUUGGGUGUGGUUUGAUCUUGGCUGGCCUCCAUGCUACAUUUGUUCUCCUGUCUGUCGGGAGUCACUACUACACUGUAAACCGUCUCUGUGUUAGGAAUGUCCUGCUGCACUUCAGGCACCUGCCUCAAGUUACAGUAGUCAGAAUCAGGGUCUUCAUCGGAUAUGCAAAGCUUAUUUGUUUCCUGCUCUUCCUCUUGUUUCUGCUUGGGUUCGGGGGGGCUGUAGUUGGGCACAGGGGGCAGUUGGGGAAUCUUCGGAGGU